AUGCUGUGGAAUGCUCUCGAAUACUCUCGAAUGUUCUGGACUGUUCUAGAAAUAUCUAGCCUCCGAGACCCGACAUCUCACCAGUUAAGGUUCAACUUCAACUUCAACUUCUCUAACUUCAACUUCUCCUACUUAUUCAACUUCAACUUCUCCUACUUCUUCCAUUUCAACUUCUCCUACUGCUUCAACUUUAUCUUCUCCAACCUUUCCAACUUCAACUUGUUCAUCUUCUACUUCUCUAACUUCAACUUCUCCUACUUCUUCAACUUCAUCUUCUCUAAUAUUUUCAACUUCUUCAACUUCCCCAACUUAUUCAACUUCAACUACUCCAACUUCUUUAUCUUCGUAACCUUCUUCGACUUUUGCAACUUCUUCAUUUUAGUCAACUUCAACUUCUUCAACUUAAGCUUCUCCAACCUAUUAAACUUCUUCAACUUCAUUACCUUCUUUAACUUCUUCAAUUUAUCCAACUUCUUCAACUUCAAAUUCUCCAACUAUUUGAAGUUCUUCAAUUUCGACUUUUCCAACUUCUUCGACUUCUCCAACUUCUUCAACUUCUCCAACUUCUUCAACUUCUUCUACUUACUCAACUGCAACUUCUCCAACCUUUUCAACUUCCUCAACUUCAACUUCUCCAACGUCUUCAAAUUCAACUCCAACUUCUCAAACUCGAACUUCUUCAACUUUUUCAACUUGUCCAACUUCUUCAACUUCUCCACCUUCUCCAACUACUCCAUCUUUUUUAACUUCUCCAACUUUUUCAACUUCUUCAAUUUCUCCAACUUAUUUAUCUUCCUACUCCUUUAA
Messenger RNA from Cydia splendana, 807 nucleotides. Its product is annotated as NADH-ubiquinone oxidoreductase chain 2-like. NCBI's taxonomy places the organism in Eukaryota, Metazoa, Arthropoda, Insecta, Lepidoptera, Tortricidae. The transcript has 2 exons. The coding region runs from base 1 to 807 and encodes 268 amino acids. The record is from RefSeq and is a predicted model, not a curated record.